Molecule: messenger RNA, 2367 nt
Organism: Dermacentor andersoni
Lineage: Eukaryota; Metazoa; Arthropoda; Arachnida; Ixodida; Ixodidae
Source: RefSeq, a predicted model, not a curated record
AUGGCUUACGAAAAACGCAACGAAUAUACGCCUCCAGUGUUCAGCUUCACCGACAGCGCAACCCCAAGGGCAAGCCGUGACAACCAGGGCGCUUCUUCUUCGGCCGCCUACCUAACCAUUUCUGACGACGUCUGGCAUUACCAGUGGAACACACAGCACAGGCCAAUAAUCGAUGGGACUUACAAAGUCGACGGUGCCACUGGCAAUGCAAGCACUAGUUACCUGCUUCUGAGCUCCAGCAACAGUAUCGAUCAUGAAAGGCCCAGCACAAGCCGCGCCAGCACGGAGGAAUCGACAGCCAUUUUAGAAGACGGCGCCACUUGCAGGAAUGCCACUGGAACCGGAGGAAGAGAACAGGAAGAGUUCUGCGGUGUCUCUGGCAACGUUUCCAACAGACGGGAUGCCUUACACGGGUACACUAUGGUACACACGGCUUGCAAAGCCUACAUUUGUAAAGCACGCGAUUAAUCAUCUGUGAUGAAGUCGAAGUUUUUAGAACAUUGCCACAAAGGUUCUGACGAAAACCUUAAAUGCGAAAAAUGUGGUAAAUUGAUAGGCCGGGCUGAUCAUCUAAACAUUACCGCACGCAUACAGACAACAGACCCUACAAAUGCCCUAUAUGCGAGAAAUCGUUCCAACGUUCUAAUCACCUUGAUGUCCAUAAGCGCGCGCAUACGGGUGAAAAACACUACACUUGCAAAACAUGCGGUAUAUCAUUCGCGAAGAUGUGGAGUCUCAGUGCGCACCAGCCCACUCACACGGACGAGAAACUCCACGUCUGUCAUAAAUGUACUCUGCCAUUCAAUACCAAAGAAAAUCUCAAGCGCCAUCUCAACUUGUAUUGUAGAGACGGAGCAUUCGUUUGUGAAAUAUGUAAUCGAUCCAUCAAAAACAACUCAGGUCUCGGUAGUCGCCGCCAAAGCAUACACGGGGUUAAAACUCCGUAUCACGGUACGCAGCGUGGAUUUCGUUUCACAGAGAAAGCAAUCUUCGGCGGAGACCUGUGCCUGAAUAUUACGUGCCGAUUAUGCGGAGAUUUAUUUAUAGAUUCGGCUCAACUGAUUACACACCUGGUGACACAUACGUGUGUGCAACCUUAAAAUUCUGGCUAAUGCGCAAGUUAAGUAAAUCGCCCGCCGAUUUUGCAUAACGUGAGAGAAUUCGUGCAGGGAAACAACGCCGCCAUUCUUUCUCAGGAGCAAACAGCCUACUAAACGCCUCGCGUGCCGACGCCGGCUUCUUUUUACAUUUGAAACGGAUGAGUUAAGUGCUGGUUUUCAGAAAUUACGGGAGAAGACUUCGUCGCUAGAAGUUUUUUCGUGCUUGAAUGCCAAAGUACAGUGCACGUCCUGGACGGCGCUUUCUGAUUGCCGAAAUAUGUUGUUCGUGAAGGUAGCUUAAACAAACUCAUUUCGAGCCAACCGCUAAUGGUCUGCAAGUACGUGUUUUUUGUAACUAGAAGGUUGAAAUAUCGCCGCAAGAUCCUGCGCACAUCGUUUAAUUAGAGAAGCGUAUCGUGCAAGCGUUUUAAGAGCACUGAAAAUUAUUCUCUGCCAUUAUUUUAGGUUCUUGAGCACUGUUGCGUUCGAACAAUACUUGUGGAAGCUUUUAGCAAUAUAUAUAGCCACAUUGUAUACAUAGAAAAAUUCAUUUACGCAAAAUAUUUUUCAAUGCAUUUCAUAUUUUAGUUCUCGUUCGCUCUUGUAUUCCUACUGAAGAUAUUUGAUCUUUACCAUAAACUAAGCUGAUGACAGUAGUGAGACUAACAAAUUCAAGUUGUUUGGAAUUGCACUCUAUACGUUCUCCUUUUAUAAUUUUUUUAGUUAUUCCUGUUUUAUUGUGAUAGAACAUCUGCCAGCUUUAAAGGGCCGUUUUUAUCCACUCGAAAGUCAAAUGUUCCGACCCGGCCUGCUCUUUAAUUACAGCUAUAAAAUCUUAGUUUGAUGUGACAAACGCAUUCGUGCGAGCAUUGACAAGUAAGACGCAAUUUUUAUGCAUACUGACGAACCUACUUGUAUCUCUUUACUUCGAACGCGUUUCAACCGCUAACAAAUGUUAAAUUACCGCUGAGCGCAUGACGCGUCAGUAUGUAUCCACAUUCUCGAAAUUUCUCGCAGAUUAAUCUUUGGCUACGUUGCAGUCGAACCUUUUCCAAUCGAAGUGACUAGGCGACGAUUAUACGGAUGUUCAUUCGUAAAGGCUUACGAGCUCCAGCAAUGACGGAUCAAUCUUCCACGAAUGGCGUGGGAAAAGCUAACGCUGAUUAGGCACAAACCACGUUUCAGACAAUCGGCGCAUGUGCCCGGCACCAUGUUUCUGCCAGAGUAUAACUUGUUUUGCGAGUUCAGUUAUUUCCAAUAAAAAGUA